GUUCCGACAUCAAAGGACGUGCCUCGUUGUCCGCCUUAUUCUGCCUUUGAUUGGUUUACCUUAACCCUAACCAAUCCAAACUCCCCAUGCCUAAACACGACCAGAGUGAUAGAGAAAGACAUCUCCCAUUCUGGCAGAUCCGAUUUAGGAUCUACCUGCUCAAGCAAGGAUAGGAAAUAUAGUUGUGGAACAAGCUAACUGAUGCUGGACUGAACACAUUUGUCAUCUUCAUGUGUUGCGUUUGUGUGUCAGUAAGAGUCGUUUUCCUUGGAGCUGUUGCUGUAAAUCAAAAAGAGGAAUUUAAUCUGUCCCAGUGAGAAGACAUGAGCUCGGUCAGAGAGGAAGGUAACCAUGCUGUGCUAGCCGGCUAACGUUAACUUAUCUGGAUAAGCCUGACGUUAAUUUGAGUCUGAAUGAAAAAUGAACGUAGGUGUCGUAACGUUACCCACUUGUUAAAAGUGUCACGUCAAUAACAAGCCGCUCAGGACUUUUAAAAGCUGUACCUGUUGCACCAUUCAUGAGUGAACAGGACUGUUCGCUUUCUCACAAUGACUCACCCUGCGAUGUUUUUCAUAGAAAGUCACCUUGAGUCCGGUCAUUAAAUGAUUCUCCUCGUUUUUUGUCAUUAUUAUAAGUCAAGGUUUUCCUCACGAGAACAUGUUGACUGUCGUAGCGUCGGUAUAUCUCUUCCAGACCUCACAAGACUCUGCAUCUGCAGAAACGUCAGGUGCAAACUCAGCAUCUGCCACUAAGCAAGACUCUGAUUCUACACAACCCUACACAGAGGGCUCAGUGGAAAGCUAACCUUGACGUUAACCUUCUGAGGUAUUUGUCCUUAGGAACCUUCUUCGGAGGACGGUUUGCAGUGAGGGCGAGCGGUGCCUUCGAUCUCCAGCGUGAUCUCUGUCUCCAGGUGUCUGCUCAAGUGUGUGACAGGAAAUCCUCACAAACAGCAUGUCAUCUUUAAAAGACAUAUGCAGUGGAUUACCCCUGGACCCUUUGCCCCCUAAACGGGGAAGAGACCCCAAUUUGCCACAUGCACCUAUCCGGACCCCCAACCUUACAGCAGAGGAAGAGCGGUUGGCACUGAGAAAUGCUUUACGUUAUAUCCCUCCCUCCCACCACGCAACACUUGCACCUGAAUUUGCUCAAGAGCUGCAGCAGUACGGGCACAUCUACAUGUACCGCUUCUGCCCCACAUUACGCAUGAGAGCUUACCCCAUAGAUCAGUACCCAUGCUGCACACGUCAAGCUGCCUCCAUAAUGCUAAUGAUCAUGAACAACCUGGACCCAGCAGUUGCUCAGUUCCCCCAGGAGCUCGUCACCUACGGAGGGAAUGGACAGGUGUUUAGUAACUGGGCCCAGUUUCGCCUGGUCAUGCAUUACCUAAGCGAGAUGACAGAGGAACAAACUCUGGUCAUGUACAGCGGUCAUCCCAUGGGCCUGUUCCCCAGCCUGCCUUCAUCACCUCGCGCCAUCAUCACCAACGGCAUGGUUAUUCCAAAUUACUCCUCCAGAAAUCAGUAUGAAAAGAUGUUUGCCCUUGGUGUGUCAAUGUACGGUCAAAUGACAGCAGGCAGCUACUGCUACAUUGGACCUCAAGGGAUUGUUCAUGGCACUUUGCUGACUGUGCUGAAUGCUGGCCGGAGGUACCUGGGCUCUGAUGACUUGAGGGGGCGCGUCUUUGUGACAUCUGGCCUGGGGGGCAUGAGUGGAGCUCAGGCAAAAGCUGCCGUCAUUGCCGGUUGUAUUGGCGUGAUAGCCGAGGUGGAUGAAGCUCCUCUUAGAAAGAGACAUGAGCAGGGCUGGCUGAUGGAGGUCACCAGCAGCAUGGAGCACUGCAUUAAACGCAUCAGAGAGGCCAAGACCUACAAGACUCCCCUCAGUAUGGGUUACCAUGGCAACAUUGUAGACUUGUGGGAGAGGCUGCUGUUGGAGUAUGAGAGGACAGGGGAGCUCCUGGUUGAUUUGGGUUCAGACCAGACCUCCCUUCACAACCCAUAUAACGGAGGCUACUACCCAGUCCAGCUCAGCUUCCGCAAGGCGAAUCAGCUCAUGUCGACUGAUCCUAAAGGUUUCCAAACCACGGUCCAAGAAAGUCUCCGAAGACAUGUUGAGGCCAUCAACAAGCUGUCUGAUGCUGGUAUGUUCUUCUGGGACUAUGGCAAUGCAUUUCUCCUGGAGGCCCAGAGAGCUGGAGCAAAGGUAGAAAAGGUUGGCGGUGGAGCAACAGAAUUUCGUUACCCUUCUUAUGUUCAGCACAUUAUGGGGGACAUUUUCUCUUUGGGUUUUGGCCCAUUUCGCUGGGUGUGCACAUCUGGCGACCCCAAAGAUCUUGCUGUAACGGACGAUAUCGCAGCUACUGUCCUGGAGGAAAUUAGUGCCAACGUGAGUGAUCGCAUCAGACAGCAGUACAACGAUAACAUCCGCUGGAUCAGAGAGGCUGGAAAACACAAGAUGGUUGUGGGUUCCCAAGCCAGAAUCCUCUACUCUGACCAGAAAGGAAGAGUCUGCAUUGCUUUGGCUAUCAACCAGGCCAUCGCUGACGGAAGAGUUUCAGCUCCUGUGGUUAUUAGCAGAGACCAUCAUGACGUCAGUGGCACAGACAGCCCGUUCAGAGAAACCUCUAAUGUGUAUGAUGGAUCUGCCUUCUGUGCAGACAUGGCGGUCCAGAACUUUGUCGGUGAUGCAUUCAGGGGCGCCACAUGGGUAGCCCUGCACAACGGUGGUGGUGUUGGCUGGGGCGAGGUAAUGAAUGGAGGGUUUGGUUUGCUAUUGGACGGCUCAGAGGAGACAGCAAAGCGUGCCAGACUGAUGCUCAACUGGGAUGUCUCCAAUGGGGUGGCUCGUCGCUGCUGGUCUGGAAACUCAAACGCCUAUGAGACCAUCCAGCACACCAUGGAGGAGAACAGGCAGUUGCGUGUCACCAUGCCUUUUCCUGUACAGGAUGAGCGUGUGCUGGACCGUGCCCUGAAGGCCUAGCCAGCAUUUAAACACAGGUUAACAAUGAGCUACAUACAGCCAGACAGCAAAGGAAACCUGAGUGGUGGUCACUCAGACCUUUUCCAGCUGUUGAAAUUAUACACUGCAGACGGUCAGUAAUGAAUCAGUGGCAAUAUUGUUACAUAAAUUGUUUGCCAUUACUACACAGAAUGCAAAGUAGGCUACAAUAUUGUGCUAGGCUGUUUUAAUAAUUGAAUCUGCAAGAAUAUAUUCUGUAUUGUUUUGUGCUGAAAAUUAAACUACA
Messenger RNA from Perca flavescens (yellow perch), 3247 nucleotides. RefSeq names its product urocanate hydratase 1 (gene uroc1). The record is from RefSeq and is a predicted model, not a curated record. Gene Ontology annotation, biological process: L-histidine catabolic process. NCBI's taxonomy places the organism in Eukaryota, Metazoa, Chordata, Actinopteri, Perciformes, Percidae. Gene Ontology annotation, molecular function: urocanate hydratase activity. The coding region runs from base 955 to 2982 and encodes 675 amino acids. The transcript is spliced from 20 exons.